UAUAAAUUGAAACGGAGGGAGUAAUAAAUAUGAACCCAUAAACUUUAAAUGUUGAACCAUAGGACUAAAAUUCUAGCCACUAGACAAAAAGAUUCCAAAACAAGGGGCUAUUGCUAGAAGACAACACUUUAUAUAGUGAUCACCUUAUCUCCAAUUACUUCAAACCAAAAACCAACCAUGAAAAAGGCAAAGGUAGUGUUCAUUUCAACACCAGCACUUGGGAACCUUGUUCCAACCAUUGAGUUUGCUAAACACUUGACUCAAACAAACCAAAACUUUUCAGCCACCAUACUCUUAAUCAACAUCCCUCAAAGGCCACUCGUUCAAUCCUACAAUGACUUCCUCGCCGCCACUGCCCCCACCGGAAACGUCCAUUUCCUCUCCCUCCCCACAGCGGAUCCGCCGUCCCUCAAUCAAUUUGAGGCCACUAUAGGCUUCUUAUCACUAUUGAUAAAAAAUCAUACAUCACAAGUCAAAGAUGCACUUGUUAACCUUAUUUCAGACUCAGACUCGAGCUCGGGCCAAGUUGUUGGAUUCUUUAUUGACAUGUUUUGUACCCCGUUUAUUGAUGUUGCUAAGGAACUAAACAUCCCAUGUUAUCUUUACUUUGCUUCCCCUGCUACUUUCUUGAACUUCAUGUGUUACCUCCCAACUUUAGAUGCUCAAGUUAGUAAUAACACUGAGUUCAAAGAUUCAGCCACUCAUUUCAAUAUUCUUGGUUUUUCCAAUCCUGUCCCUGUAAAUUUUUUCCCUUCAUUUAUGCUAAAUAGAAAAAUAGAUGGUUACUCUUGGUUCUUACAUCAUGCAAGAAGGUAUAAAGAAACCAAGGGUAUUGUUGUAAAUACAUUUCAAGAACUUGAACCUUAUUGUUUAAACUCAUUGUUAAAUGCUGCUGCUGCUGAUGUUGUACCACCAGUUUAUCCUAUUGGACCAGUGCUAGACCAUAAUGGACCAGCUCAAUGGCAUCAAGAUUUGUGGGGUCAUGAAAAUGUAAUGAAAUGGCUUGAUAAUCAAGAUCCAUCAUCAGUAGUUUUCUUGAGUUUCGGAAGUAUGGGAAGUCUUAAUAUCUCUCAAGUGAAAGAAAUAGCAAAAGGUUUGGAAAAAUCAGGGCAUCCUUUUUUGUGGGCAAUUAGGGAAGCACCAAAGGACAAGAGAGAACUUCCAAAUGAUUAUACUAAUCUAGAGGAUAUUUUACCUUGUGGUUUUUUAGAAGCAACACAAGGGAAAGGAUUAAUAUGUGGGUUGGUCCCACAAGUGACAAUCUUGGCCCACAAGGCCAUUGGAGGAUUUGUGUCACAUUGUGGUUGGAAUUCAAUUCUUGAAAGUUUAUACUAUGGGGUGCCAAUUGGGACAUGGCCUAUUUAUGCCGAGCAACACUUGAAUGCAUUUGAAAUGGUGAAAGAGUUAAAUUUGGCUGUGGAAAUCACAAUGGAUUACAGAGAUGGCAACACAUUGGUUUUAUCACAAGAAGUUGCAAAUGGGAUUAAAAAUUUGAUGGAUGGGGAUGGUGAGGUGAGACAAAGGUUUAAGAAAAUGAGUGAAAAAUGCAAGCAAGUUUGGAAGGAAAAUGGCUCAUCUUCUGUUUUUCUAGGACAGUUGAUUGAUAAAUUAAUGGCUGUGAUUUGAAAAAAAGAGUUUAGUUAGUCCAACUUGGUGGCUUUGACUACAAUAAAGUACAAGUAUUGGAAGAAUAAUAUUUGAAAAAAAAGUAAGAAUAAAAGGGUUGUCUACUUUAUUGUAACUUCUCCUAAUUGUUUAAUGUAAAGAUUAUUUUGCUUUUCAUGUGUCUGUUUCUCUAUCGAAAAAGAGUAAGGUCUGCGUACUCAAUAUCUUCUCUAGACCUCACUUGUAAGAUCACACCGGCAUAUUGUUAUUGUUGUUAUUACA
Molecule: messenger RNA, 1887 nt
Organism: Nicotiana attenuata
Lineage: Eukaryota; Viridiplantae; Streptophyta; Magnoliopsida; Solanales; Solanaceae
Product: anthocyanidin 3-O-glucosyltransferase 2-like
Exons: 1
Coding region: 178-1626 (482 amino acids)
Molecular function (GO): UDP-glycosyltransferase activity
Source: RefSeq, a predicted model, not a curated record